Molecule: messenger RNA, 1125 nt
Organism: Cheilinus undulatus (humphead wrasse)
Lineage: Eukaryota; Metazoa; Chordata; Actinopteri; Labriformes; Labridae
Product: chemokine-like receptor 1
Exons: 1
Coding region: 1-1125 (374 amino acids)
Biological process (GO): complement receptor mediated signaling pathway; positive regulation of cytosolic calcium ion concentration; phospholipase C-activating G protein-coupled receptor signaling pathway
Cellular component (GO): plasma membrane
Molecular function (GO): G protein-coupled receptor activity; complement receptor activity
Source: RefSeq, a predicted model, not a curated record
AUGAUGGAUCUGAUGACAACUACCCCUUUCUACCACAUCAAUACAACAGACGCCAGUGGAAGAAAUGGCUCCAUGUAUGAUGACGAUGAAGAGUAUAAGGACGAGCAUGCUGGGCUGAGACAGUCUCUUAACAUCAUGUCUCUCAUUGUUUACUGCCUGGCCUUUGUUCUUGGCGUGCUCGGUAACGGAGUGGUAAUCUGGGUGACUGGGUUCAAGAUGAAGAAAACAGUCAACACUGUUUGGUUCCUCAACCUGGCUGUGGCUGACUUUCUCUUCACUGCUUUCCUGCCUCUGAGUGUGACCUACACAGCCAUGGAUUUCCAUUGGCCUUUUGGGAAGUUCAUGUGCAAGUUGAACAGCUCUAUAAGCUUCUUGAAUAUGUUUGCCAGUGUCUACAUUCUGGCUGUGAUCAGCGCAGACAGAUGUGUGUCUGUGGUGCGGCCCGUGUGGGCUCAGAACCACAGGAGUGUACGUAAGGCGUCCCGUGUGAGUCUGGGUGUUUGGGUGCUGGCUCUGACUCUCAGUGCUCCGUACUUCAUCUUCAGAGACACUGGACCCUCAUAUAAUAAUGACGACAUCAUCAGCUGCUUUAACAACUUUGCCUUCUCUGACGACUACGAAACCCCUUCUGUGAAUCAGCUGCGACUGUUUCGUCAUCGAGCCAUGACCAUCACCCGCUUCCUGCUGGGAUUUGUAGUCCCUUUCACUGUCAUCCUGUCCUGUUAUGCUGUGAUAAUCUAUCGUCUCAAGAGGAACCGCACCCUGGCCAGCAAGUCAAGCCGGCCUUUGAAAAUCAUCGCUGCAGUUAUCACCACUUUCUUCCUGUGCUGGGCUCCUUAUCACAUUAUGGCUUUACUUGAGCUGGUCAGUCACAUGGCUAAUCACACCAGUGAAACACUGGAUCAUGUCAUCGAUAUCGGAGUCCCCAUAGUCACCAGCCUGGCCUUCCUGAACAGCUGCCUCAACCCACUGCUCUAUGUGUUCAUGGGUCAAGAUUUGAAGGAUGAAGUCCGCAAGUCCAUCCAAAAUGUUUUGGAAACAGCUUUCCAGGAGGAGGUUUCCCGCUCUGCACACAAGCACAAACUCAAUGAUCACCAGUCGGAGCAAGGAAAAAUCUUUAUCUGA